Gigantopelta aegis is the source of this 1340-nucleotide messenger RNA. RefSeq names its product RING finger protein 121-like. The record is from RefSeq and is a predicted model, not a curated record. The coding region runs from base 76 to 1065 and encodes 329 amino acids. Gene Ontology annotation, cellular component: Golgi membrane; endoplasmic reticulum membrane. The transcript has 9 exons. Gene Ontology annotation, molecular function: ubiquitin protein ligase activity; metal ion binding. Lineage: Eukaryota; Metazoa; Mollusca; Gastropoda; Neomphalida; Peltospiridae.
AAAACAAAAAAUGGUGGAACACGUCAAAAUUGACACGAUUCACCACGGAAACAUGGUGAGACUUUAGUCGUAUCUAUGCCAUUAUCUGCUACCAUGACGAUCAGAUUCCCACGCUACCCUAGAGAACAUUAUUCUCUGGAGACCAUAGACUUGUCAAAGCUUUCUGAAAAAGAAAGAUGGAGGAUAGAACAUCAGAGAUUACAUGAGAAGCACAAAGGUCAUGAGACGAUGCACGCUGAAAUGGCUCUUAUUCUGCUCGCCACGUUGGUGGUUGCCCAGAUUGUCUUAGUUCAGUGGAAACUGAGACAUUUCAAGUCUUAUCAGAGAGCAACGUUAUUGGGAAUGUGGCUAAUUCCUGUUGGUUUCUGUGUAAAGUUUGGCUGGGUCCGAUUCAUUGUGGUGUGGGCUAUCUUUUCCAUUAUCACAACUUACAUUGUGUAUAGGGCUUCCAGGAAACCCUUGUAUGGGCGAACACCCAGACUUGUCUACAAGUGGUUUCUCCUUGUCUUCAAGAUCAGCUACGCCGCAGGUAUCAUCGGCUACAUCAUUGUCAUGUUCACUAUAUUUGGCAUCAGCAUGCUGUUCCUCGUCAAACCGCAGAAUGCCAUGGACUUCGGUUUGCUUAUCCUCUUCUAUGGGCUUUAUUUCGGGGUUGUUGGGCGAGAUUUUGCCGAGGUUUGCUCCGAUACAAUGGCAGCUCACAUUGGGUAUUACUCUAAAACAGGUCUACCGUCAAAGAGGUUAGACCCUAAUAUAUGUGCAGUAUGUGGCAAUGAAAUUUUAGUACUAAAUAACGAAGAUGCCAUCAUUGAAAGUACCUGUAAGUUAUCAUGUAACCAUGUAUUUCACGAGUUCUGCAUACGAGGCUGGUGCAUUGUGGGAAAGAAGGAGACGUGUCCAUACUGCAAGGAGAAGGUCGAUUUGAAGAGAAUGUUUCCAAGUCCAUGGGAACGGACCAAUGUAAUGUAUGGAAAUCUUCUGGACUGGAUCCGGUAUCUGGUUGCUUGGCAACCAGUCAUUAUUGUUGUAGUUCAGGGAAUAAAUUGGGCACUGGGUUUAGAAUAAUGAACAAUAAACAUAACCUUUAUGAACCACGUGAUCAAGUUGUGUACAGUAUCAGAACAUUGUCCCAUUUCUGUUUUGUUUAUAGUGUACCAUGUCUUGUUUGUUUUUUGUGAGCGUGUGUAUGCUGCAUCUAUAAAUUAACAUGGGUUUUGUGUGUGCGUGCGUUUGUGUGUGUUGGCACAUGUAUGAAUGCAUUUGUGUGAGCAGUGAGGAUUUAGGAUUUUUGUUUUAUUUAUGUAUUCAAAGAUGUAAAGAUUAAAAUCGGUUUCAUGAAA